Molecule: messenger RNA, 1236 nt
Organism: Nestor notabilis (Kea)
Lineage: Eukaryota; Metazoa; Chordata; Aves; Psittaciformes; Psittacidae
Gene: STOML1
Product: stomatin (EPB72)-like 1
Exons: 7
Coding region: 1-1236 (411 amino acids)
Cellular component (GO): plasma membrane
Source: RefSeq, a predicted model, not a curated record
AUGUUCAGCCGGUCAGGAUACCAGGCCCUUCCCUUGGGAGACUUUGACCGCUUCCAGCAGUCCAGCAUUGGGCUCUACAGUGCCCAGAAGGGCUUCUUCUCCUUUGGAUCCAAGCAAGACCCUCUGGGGCCAGCCGGGAAUACCAUAGAGUCCUCCCAGGGUUGGCUGUCCUGGAUCUGCCAUGGGAUUAUCACCUCCUUAGUCUUCUUGCUGAUGGUUGUCACCUUCCCCAUCUCAGGCUGGUUUGCCUUGAAGAUUGUGCCCACCUACGAGCGAAUGAUCAUCUUCCGCCUGGGCCGCAUCCGGGCACCGCAGGGACCUGGCAUGGUCCUGCUGCUGCCCUUCAUCGACCACUGGCAGCGAGUGGAUCUGAGGACAAGGGCCUUCAACGUGCCCCCCUGCAAGCUGACCUCCAAGGAUGGGGCCAUCAUCUCCAUGGGUGCCGACAUCCAGUUCCGCGUGUGGGACCCCGUGUUGUCUGUCAUGAUGGUGAAGGACCUCAUUGCGGCCACCCGGAUGACGGCCCAGAAUGCCAUGACCAAAACCUUGAUGAAGAAGAGUCUCCGUGAGAUCCAGGUGGAGAAGCUGAGGAUUGGGGAGCAGCUACUGCUGGAGAUCAAUGACAUGACCAAGUCCUGGGGCCUGGAGGUGGACCGUGUGGAGCUGAGCAUGGAGGCUGUGCUGCAGCCACCCCAGGAGAGCCCUCUGGCCGCUGUGCCAUCCGUGCCCGGGCUGGAUGGCACCAUUCAGCAGCUGGCUGCCCACUUCUUCAGCAGCACCCUGGCUCUGGCAGGCAACGGGACCAGCAUUCCAGGGGCAGCAGACAGCGUGGAGACAGUGAAUGAGAUGGAGCCUCCCACCGCUCCCCUCCUUGCCAGCAGUGCCCAGAGGAAGCCCAGCACAGAUGAGCUGCUCUCAGCAGUGGAACCCAUCCUCUCUGAGGCCCUGGUCAGCCAGGUGGGAGCAUCCUACCAGGUCAACAUCGCCCUGCCCGGCGGCGCCUGGAGCACCUACUUCAUAGACCUCUCCUCAGGCAGCGGACGGGCUGGCCAUGGCGUGCCCGAGGGCAUCCCUGAUGUCAUUCUGGAGGUGGCAGAGAAGGACCUGCAGGACCUCUUCUCGGGUGACCUGCGCCCCUUGAGUGCCUACAUGAGCGGGAGGCUGCAGGUGAAAGGCGACCUGCACCUUGCCCUGAAGCUAGAGGAGCUCAUCAAGGCAAUGAAGCAGCGUAGAUAG